Messenger RNA from Diabrotica balteata, 458 nucleotides. The record is from the annotation of a GenBank genome assembly. Lineage: Eukaryota; Metazoa; Arthropoda; Insecta; Coleoptera; Chrysomelidae.
UUAUAAGUGACAUAAAAAGCAGAUACUUAUAUCAAAAUUUUUUGUAGUCGAAAAUUUGUUAGAAAAAAAUAUAUCAAUGGCAUGUUCGUCUUGCUCACCUCCAGGUUGCCAACCUUCCCCACCAUGUCCACCUUCGGGUGACUGUGCAGGUUCGGAUACGACGGGUAUCGCCUAUUGUCAAGGAUGUUAUCCUACAUUUUGCUGUGUUCCUGUCUCAGUUUGUCCCGCUUGUCCAUGUGAACCGUGUCCUUGUCAGCCAGUUCCAGUUCCAUGUAUUCCUCAAGCUGCAGUCUUGACACCCGUUAUUACACCCAUGCCAUGCUGUCCUUGUCCUCCUAAUUGUCCACCAAAUUCCCAACGUGGAUGUCCACCGACACGUUGUUAAAUAAAGUCAGUUAAAUCUGGUGAUUUUAUAAAAUAUGUAUCGUCAAAGUAUAAAUAAAAAAUUAAAAAUAAAU